AUGUACCAACGGUUAUGGUUCUCAGCUCCGCCUACUUCCCCUGAUUGUAUGGUGGUUGGAUUUAUUCAUGGAACGGUUGAGAUCCAUUAUGUAUCCGGAGAACCAAUUUGGCAUAGCUAUGAGGUAAGGCCACUUUAUGAAUUUUCCCCUGUCUGUUUUCCAACAUACCAUGAUGGCGAUCUUUAUCACUUGUAUGAGAUGGAACUAAGGGUUUUCAAACAUUUGGGUGAAAAUAAUAUCUCUUCUGAAGUUUUAAUAGCCGAAGCCCCAAGAAGUUGUUGCAGAUCUUCGGCACAAUAUUUUUUGGUGAAAUGUGACCAGCAUCUUUUACUUCUUGUGAUGGGCGGGUUUGGCGAACCCAUGGAGGUAUUCAAGUUGAAUGAUUCUAGAAGAGAAUGGGAUAAAGUAAAUGGUGUAGGAAAGCACAUGAUUUAUAUCUGUGAUGCAACAUGUAUCUGCAUUGAAGCUAAAUUACCAGAAAUGGAGAACAAGAUCUACUUGGCCCAAUCGAGUUCUAGAAACAAGAAGAUGGUGUUUUAUUCGCUCGAAACAAGCACUUAUCACACGUUUGAUGGUAAAAACAUCCAAGAGAAUUUAGCGGAUGUUUUUGUGACUGCGCAUCUUUCCGCUCAUGCUUGGAUUGAACCAAGUUGGUUGAAGAGCCCAUGA
Messenger RNA from Erigeron canadensis, 669 nucleotides. RefSeq lists its product as uncharacterized. The transcript has a single exon. The record is from RefSeq and is a predicted model, not a curated record. Bases 1 to 669 code for a protein of 222 amino acids. NCBI's taxonomy places the organism in Eukaryota, Viridiplantae, Streptophyta, Magnoliopsida, Asterales, Asteraceae.